This is a messenger RNA of Heterobilharzia americana, 1863 nucleotides long. The record is from the annotation of a GenBank genome assembly. NCBI's taxonomy places the organism in Eukaryota, Metazoa, Platyhelminthes, Trematoda, Strigeidida, Schistosomatidae.
AUGAAAAUAUUCUCUGCUGGUACUUUAAGUCCAGGAGUUCUAAGAAGUGUAUUUAUUGAGCGGUGUCCACGAUUUGGUGGGUUCAGACAACACGAUAGUCAUGAAUUUAUCCGUGCCAUACUCGACUGUAUGAAACAGGAGGAACUUAUACGCUGGAAGAAGGGUAUCUUGCUCAAACUCAAUGUUAACCCGAAGGAUAUUUGUGAUGAUGAAAGGCAAUCAGUUCGCAGUUGGGGGAAAGCUGCUUCAACGGCCACAAUUAUAGAUCGUCUCUUUGGUGGUGUACUCAUUAGUACAUUGGAAUGUUGCUGUUGUGGUACUGUUCGUCCUAAAUUUGAGCCAUUUCUUGAUCUUUCAUUACCUGUUCUGGAUAUGAAUGUUUCAAAGCACAAGGAGAAUGAACCUACAGGAAAACAACAUUCUAGAGGCAUGAAUAAUUCCAAACAACGUCGAAAGAAAGAGCGUAAGCAUAAGACUCAGAAGCAACGAAAACGUCAAACUUUCACUGAUGACAAGCAGACAGGUGAUAAUUAUCUAAGUCAAUGUAGUUCUGAGUCAGAAUCUCAUGAAACCAGCCUUAAUCAAACCGAAGAAGUUACCAGCUAUCCAUUGUGUACACUUAGCAGUAGUGAGUGUGAAACUGAUGAACAAGUGAAGACGAACGUCUUUAAUGCUGAACAACAGAUUGAUAAACUAACUAGUCGAAAUGAUCCAGAUCGUUUCAAUGAAAUACUGAAUGGAAGUGAGUGUGAUGAAAUUGUAUCAUCAGACGGGAAUUGUGCAGAUGUUGAAGGCAGUGAUCGACAUGAUAGUGUAACAUCACUUCAGUUAAUUGUGAACAAUGAUAAUGGUAAUCCAGAUAGAAUCGAAGAAAUUGAUCCCAAUAGAUCAUAUAUUCUUACUGAAGAAUUUGAUAAACUUCAUCUCAAUUCAUCAACAUCAUCUCAAUUAUUAUUUGAUACUGAUGAAUUAACUCAAGCUAUUCAUUAUUCACGAAUUCCACUCAAUCAUCAAUAUAAUCAUAUGAAUUUAGAGGAAAAUUCCACUUCUCUUUAUGACUGUCUUUCAAAAUAUACUGCUGCUGAACUCCUGACUGGUUGUAAUCAACUAGUGUGUGAUGUCUGUAGUAGUAAAAAGUCUACAGAGUCAGAAACGAGGAAUGACAACAAGAAUAAGCUUAAUAAUAAUAAUAAUAAUCCACCUGUAUUACAAGAUGUUAUUAAACGUGAUUUAAUCUACAAACCUCCGCCUAUUCUUAUGAUACAUUUAAAAAGAUUUCAACAGGUUGGUAUACAUUUAAGAAAAUCACAAAAACGUAUAAAUUUCCCUAUCUACCUGGAUUUAUCACCAUUCUGUUCAGUUCUAGUUGUGUCUCAUUCUAGUCAAAUUCGUUAUCGUCUCUAUGGUGUAAUUGAGCAUACAGGACAUCUUACAUCAGGUCAUUAUGUUGCAUAUAUAGCUGUCCAAAAAUUAAAUGGAAUUAUUAAUACACUUGAGAAUCAGUCAAAUUUACUACUGAAUCGAUUUAUUGGUCCUUUGAAUCGUUCACCUAAAUGGCCAUUAUCUGUUCAAGAUUUAGUUCAACGUCUACGUCGAUGUGAUCAUCAUCGACUUCUGUUAGCAGCGAAUAAUUUGACUAGUUCCAAGUUAUUGUUAUUUUCACAACUUCAAAAUAAUAGUAGUCCAAUCAACAAUAGCAUUCAUAGUGAUAAAAAGGACUCAUGUAAUGCAUUGAAUCAUGAAGUGGAUGUGAACGAUUCACGUUCAUGGUAUUAUUGUUCUGAUAAUCAUGUGUCACAUGUAUCUGAAGCUACUGUACUCAACUGUCAACCGUAUCUUUUAUUCUAUGAACGAAUUGAAUAA